AAUGUCGUUAUAGUUGUCAAUUCUCAAUCAAUCAAAAGCAAAAGUACAACACCGUAUUACGUAUUUACGUAAAAAUGUUUUAAUUUCAAUCCGUAAUGAUUUGGAGUCGAAGUCCAUUAUCGCAUUAUCACUUGGUAUAAUGAAGCAAUAGAUAACGGGCAGUUAUAAAAUGGAGAGCGUUACAAAUUUUUCUGUAUCGCUUAUAAAAGGUUUCAUAGACAGCUUACGUGGAGUGACUGUGCUUUUAUACCUUGACAAAGAAAUAAAUGAGCGAGCCUUGAGCAGAUCACCACAAAUAGACUCCGAAAACAACAAAAACAAACUAAAGCAAACAAAAAUUAAACAGGAAUCCAAAGUACUUACAAGGGUAUUACAAUCAUGUAUUCUCAAUGGAUUUAUAUUUUUACUGAGUAUACUUGUGUUUGAAUAUGCCUUAUUACCCGCGGUGAGGUACUUAGUGUUGGCUGUAUUCGGCCAUGAUCCCGGAGUAGCGCACAACGUCUGGGGCUGGAUGCAGCCCUUCCUUUCCAUGACGUUUAGAAUGAUAUGGGUGCUACCGUUGUUUCUUCUAAGCAAGCUAGUGAAUGCCCUUUGGUUUCAAGACAUAGCAGAUUCAGCAUACAGACACCGGAGGGGGAGACCGCAGUUCAUGUCCAGUGUCAGUAAGAUUAUAGCUGACUCACUGUUCAGUCUGCUCGUACAAGCUCUGUUUCUAGUUCAGAGUAUGCUAGUCAGUAUGUUACCGAUAACAUAUAUCGGUGAGCUUCUCUGCUUAGUGCAUAUGUGUUUACUCUACUCUUUAUAUUCAUUUGAAUACAAAUGGUUCAACAUGGGCUGGGAGUUGCACAAACGUUUGACUUUCAUUGAAACCAAUUGGCCGUACUUCCUAGGAUUUGGUUUGCCGUUAGCAAUUCUCACGCAGAUCCCACACUCGUAUAUUAUUAGUGGUUGUGUUUUCUCCAUAUUCUUUCCUGUGUUCAUUUUGAGCGGUAACGAAGCUACACCCGUCAUAGGAAGUGAAUAUCCUCUGAGACUGUUCUCUCCAGUCGUCGCGAUAUCCAAUGGUAUGUUCCGCUUUGUGAGGAACACUGCGGAAGUAGAACGGACUGUGGUCGAUAGAAACAGCUGAUACAGUGGCAGUUUUAAUGCAGGGAGGAAAGGGGACAUCCACUGAUCUCUAUAUAUGGAUAGGCGAUUACUUAGAAAUUACAAUUUUUUUUUUGUUCCAGUUUAAACGCGUCUCAUGAUGUUACGUGAUAAUAACUUCUACCUAUAUUAUUAGUUCUAAUCCACACCACAGCUACAAACCGCUACCAUCAGCGCCAAAAUGGCGGAAAUCAAAUAGGCAAAAAAUAAUACGUCGUAAAGCCAGUCCAUAUAUAGAGGUCAGUGGGGACAUCACAGACAACAAUUAGUAACCGUGGUUACUAUCGGUAGCUUUGUAACAAUCAAUAAAAUAAACAUUUCUCAGUAUGUAUUUUGUAUAAAACUGUACAGUAGUGUAUGAAUUGGGAAGAUAAACUGAAAGCUCUAAGUAGGUGCUAGUAAGAGUGGACUGUCAUCAUCAUCUGUCAAACUUUGUAUACGUCAUUCUACUAAUUUAAAAAAAUAUAUUCCUUU
Molecule: messenger RNA, 1620 nt
Organism: Papilio xuthus (Asian swallowtail)
Lineage: Eukaryota; Metazoa; Arthropoda; Insecta; Lepidoptera; Papilionidae
Gene: tank
Product: EI24 domain-containing protein tank
Exons: 7
Coding region: 170-1129 (319 amino acids)
Biological process (GO): macroautophagy
Cellular component (GO): endoplasmic reticulum
Source: RefSeq, a predicted model, not a curated record